AUGUCAAGAACUCAUGUAGCUAUGGCUAGUACAGAAAAAGAUAGAAAUAAAGCAAUUGCUUUAACGGCACUUUUACCAGCCGUUGGGUUACUUGUCGGAUUUGGUAAAACUUUUUUGGUUGGAAAUAAAAUUUCCCCUUUUUUUGUAGCAAUAAAUGCUGGAACAAGUUAUAUGAAAUACCCAGGAAUUGAAAUUCCUUUAAUUAAAAUUCAUUUAAAUUUAUUUACUGCUCCAAUGAUAUUUUCAAUGUUUAUAUUUUUAUUGGCCCUUUAUUUGUUAAUUUAUCAUUUUGAUGGAAAAUGGCAUAUUUAUGAAAAAAUGCAAAAAAUAAAUAGUAAAAAUAAUUUGGAAAUGAUUAAAAAUGAAAAUAAAAAUAUUCAAUGUUGGAUUCCAAAUAAUUUGGAAAAAUUAAAAGAAAAUAAAAAAGAUAUACACGCAGAAAGUAGUUAUUCUUUUGAUUGGAUUGCCGUUUUAAUUUGUUGUUAUACUCAAUUAGUUAUUAGUAUGGCUAUGCUUAAUUUACUGACUAUCAGUUCACCAUAUCAACAAUUAGCUUUUCAAUGGGAUGCUUCUCAACUUCAAUUUUAUGGGGGAUUAUGCGGGGUAGCAGUAGCAAUUCAACUAAUUCUUUGGCCAGCUGCUUAUAUGAUGUUUGGAUUAAAUAAAAUAAUAUCAGAACGUCAAUCAGUUAUGUUAGGGUUAAUUGUACUUAUGGGAGGUUAUCUAUUUACAUAUUCUUGGCCAUUUUUGUCAGAAACAUUUCCAUAUGCUUUAAAUUCUUCACCUUCACUACUCUCCUCUUUUUUAAAUAAUAAAACAGAAAUAAUAGAGAAUAUAUCUAAUUGUGGAUCUGAAAGUCAUCCCGGUUGUCCUUCACAUUAUGAGUGGUGUGGAACUACUACAAAACCAAAUAUGCCUCUCUAUAUGGCAUCUCUAAUAUUAAGUACAGGAAUGGCUAUGCCAGUAGUUAGAAUGAAUUUGGAUAUUUUAUAUUCAAAAAUACUUGGAAAUAUUAAACAGGGUGUAAUGCAAGGAAUAUUUUUUGUUUGUCAAACAGUUUUGGAACUUUUGGGUGGACCUAUAGCUGUUAGUUGGGUUUUUGAAAAUUAUGGACCUAGACAUAUUUGGGAAUUUAUUGGUUCCCAAUUGAUUCUUUGUCUUUUUUGUUGGAUAGUAUUUUAUAAAAGAAUGAUCUCAAAAGCAGAAAUGAUGGAAAAAAAUGAAAAAUUAAAAAAUAUUAUUUUUUCUUCUUCUAAUUCAAAAGAAAAACUUUAA
Messenger RNA from Meloidogyne enterolobii, 1275 nucleotides. NCBI's taxonomy places the organism in Eukaryota, Metazoa, Nematoda, Chromadorea, Rhabditida, Meloidogynidae. The record is from the annotation of a GenBank genome assembly.